CCGCGGGGGGACCCCGUGUCCGGAGCCGGGAGCCCCUCAGCGGGGGGACCCCGCAGCCCCCCGGGGCCGCCGGGAGGCGCCUGCGCGCUGCGGCCGCUCGGUGCCGGCCCCGCGCCUGGCGCCGCCCGCAGCCCGCCGGCGGCCGCUGCCUAUUUUAGUCACAGCGCCGGGACGGGGCCGCCGCGGGGCCGGGGGACGGGACGGGACCGGCCGGGACGGCGCCCGCCGCCGGGGGCUGCGGGGAGCGACCCCCCUGUGUCCGUCCCGUCUGUCCCGUCCCGAAGCGUCCCGAACCGGCCGGGAGACUUUGCCGAGGGCGCCCGGCAGGGGGCCCGGGGACAGAGGUCUUCAAGAUGAACACUACAGCAAUUAGCCCGCUCACUGUUACUCCACUAGGUUUUAUUCCAGACCUAAAAAACGCCACCCUUGUGCCUUUCAAUGAGACUGCAUGUGAAAACUGGAAAGAGAUUCAUCAUCUUGUUUUCCAUGUGGCAAAUAUUUGUUUUGCGGUUGGACUAGUUAUUCCAACUACUCUGAAUCUUCAUAUGAUUUUUCUGCGUGGCCUCCUCACCAUAGGAUGUGCAUUGUUCAUCACUUGGGCUACACUCUACCGUUGUGCCUUGGACAUAAUGAUCUGGAAUUCUGUGUUUUUGGUUGUCAACCUUUUACAUUUCAUAUACCUAGUGUAUAAGAGAAGACCGAUCAAGAUAGAGAAGGAGCUCAGCAGCCUCUACAAGAGAAUGUUUGAACCACUCCAUGUGCCUCCAGAGCUGUUCCAGAGAUUAACUGGGCAAUUUUGCAACAUUCAGACUUUGAAGACUGGCCAAGCUUAUGCUGCAGAGGAUAAAACAUCAGUUGAUGAUAGGCUGAGCAUCCUGCUGAAGGGGAAAAUGAAGGUCUCUUAUCGAGGGCAUUUUCUGCAUAAUAUUUACCCCUGUGCCUUUAUAGAUUCACCUGAAUUUCGAUCAACUCAGAUGAACCGGGGUGAGAAAUUCCAGGUCACCAUUAUCGCAGAUGAUAAUUGCAAGUUCCUGUGCUGGUCCAGAGAAAGGCUGACUUAUUUUCUGGAAUCUGAACCAUUUCUUUAUGAGAUCUUUAAGUAUCUUAUUGGCAAAGAUAUUACAAAUAAACUGUAUUCAUUGAAUGACCCAACCUUAAAUGACAAGGCCUCCAAAAAGAUUGAUCGUCAGCCUAGUCUUUGCUCACAGCUAUCUGUGAUGCAAAUGAGAAACAGUAUGGCCAGUACCAGCGACAGUGAGGAUGGCUUGCAGAUGUUUCUUCGUGGGACUUCCUCUGCAUCCUCUCUACGAAAUAACCAACAAGAGCUCUGUAAUGCUUACGGAGUGGGUCGUUUGCAGCAUGAUGCUUUGUGUUGAUAACAUCACAUUAACUCAGCAAGCAUCCUCAAAAAGGCCCAGGCCGGACAUCUCCCUACCUGAGAACUUCGGCAAAGAUGAAGCCAAUAGAAGAAAGCGUUGAAGAUGAUGUCUUUGAAGCACCAUCGGCUGAUAAGCUUGAAGUCCAGCGGCUGCCUUAAACAGAUCUGUCUUCAGACGUGCAAGAGCUUGUACAAAGCUCCAGAGCAAGAGGAAGAAGCUUAAAUGGGAAGGAGUCUGGAAGCUAAGAACAUCUUCCCACAAUUAAAUUUACCACAGCAUGUCAGUGGCUUCUGGACAGAAGUGCCACACUUCUAUUUUACUUCUAAAUAAAACUAAAAACAAACUCAUAUGGGUUUUAUUUUUGUUUUCUGGACAUGAGUAUUUGCUUUGUUUUUACUUUGGCUCUUGCUGUUACUAAUUUAGUAUACAGUGGCUGACUAGCCUGAAAUUUGUAGACUAACUUGAUGCAGAAUAUCUGAAGAUUUAUUUCCAUAAGAUUCUUAGAAGCUUGCAUUUUAGUGCUUUUCAGUGGGAGAUUUUAAAGUUAUGUUUCCAAAGCUAUGUUGUUUUUACCUAAUGUCAUUGUUGUGAGUCUCCUGUGAAACAAUACACAUACUAUUCUGCUUAUAUUGGUAGGUGUUUGCCUCCAAUUCUGGCAUUUGCUAACCUGACUGCUUGACUCCACAGUUGUAAUAAUGGCUUGUUUUCUUUGUUUGUUUGUUUGUUUUGUUUUGUUUUGGCCAAUACUUAAAUUUAAUGUUAAGUGUAAUGUUUCCAACCUUAACUUUUUCUUGUUUAGGUAAAUGUAUUAAUACUGAAGUCUCAGUUGGGCAACCACUUUUUUUUUUUUUUUCCACAGGACAAAGUCUAACAAAGUCUAGUGAAGUCACAUCUAAGCUAUGCAGCCCAUCUGUGCUGAACACGCAUCUCUCUUUACAAAGCUGUGUCACUUCUAGUGCCUCUCCAGGAAGGGACUUCUUGAUUUGCUUUUUUAAGAUGAGCAGAUAUAUACGCUUUUCCUUCGUCUUAUCUGCAGGAUGAUUGAUUUGUUCUGGAUUAAUCUUUGCACACAACAGUACAUGAAGUUUAGAUGAUAGUUGGUGCAGGAAAUUCAGUUCCAAAUGUCCAAAUGAGCCUGCAGCAAGUAAAGGGAAACGCUGUGUUAGAGUGGGAGGCGCUGGGAAGUCUUUGUCAUAGGCACUUGUAGCAGCCCUGCCUGUAACACGUGGGGAUGCAUAAAUGGUAGCUGUCAUUCUGUGCUUUGCAAUUUGUUGUUUAACAAGUAGUAUAUUUUAACUAAUCAGAAUAUAGAUAGUAUUUCAUUUAGCAUAUCGCACAAAAACCCACUAGAUACAAUAAUAGAAGUUCGGCAUAAGUCUGCAAGCAGUCUGAGGUGCUGAGUCUGUUUCUGCUCUGUUUUCUGUCACUCCAUUUUAAUUCUAAAAUUUAUCCUGGCAAAGCAUCCUUGAAUCAUCCUGCGUCUGAGUUAUGUAAGCCAUUUGUUCCAAAAACUCAUGCAGCAUCAAAAUGCACACUUAGAUGACUGGAAGUUUGACCUGCAUCGUCAAUGUUCUUGUUUCUGUGAGUUUAAAUCCAAUGUUUAACAUUACAUCAAUGUGUAUGGUCGCUUGCUCAGUUUUAUGUUAUUAAAAAUGUCCCACUGAGGCGAGACAUGGUUGCUACUUGGUGUAAAUAGAUGUAAAAUAUCCUUACACUAUUGUAAGUCAUGCGUACCAUGUCUUUAGUGGCUGACUGUUAAAUACUAGCAAUGAAACAAAUUAUACUAUGACCAAAAACACAAUAGACAAGAAAACUGAAUAUAGUAGAAAGAAAUAUGAAGUAUUCUCUACACAAUAAAGUGCAUAGUAAAGGAGGAAUACUUAUCCUCAUAACUCCAGCAGAAGCUGGAGGUCUGUUUCAGUUUUGUGACGUCCCAUUUCUUUUAAUAUAAGCAAUAACAAUUAUAUAACAAUUCUGUGGGAUUAAUUAUGGAGUGAGUGGGUUAGUUAGGGUGGGACCCCUGCACAUCACCUGAUCCAGCCUCCUGCCCAAAGCAGGCUCAACUUCAGCGUGGGUGGAAAUGGUGGAAUGAGGGAGACAAAACUAUUGACAGGUGCUGUUACAGGAACCUGGCUGCUCAUGAGUAUCGCAUGCCUAAAAUGUUUACGUUCCUUUGGAUUACAACACAGCCAGACUUCGUAAAUAAAACAAUUCUGCAUAUAUUUGCAGAUUUUACUUGCAAGUAGUCGAUUAAAAAGCUGCGUCAGUAACAAAAUGGUGUCAGUAACAAAAUGAUGAGAGCUUCACAGGUUGGUAGGGGUAUGCUUCUUCACUCCAUGCACAAGCUUCAAGCUCUGCAUAAGAAGGGCUGUUUUACUCCCAUUCCAGAUAAAAAUGAUCCCAAUGGAUAGCACACACCAGUUGGAAGAAGGAUGCUGCUGCAUGAUUUUUAAUGGCUAGGAAUUAAAAAUAAAAAUAAAAAUAAAAAUCACAUAACAAGGUCAUUUGAUCAUGGUGAAAAUAUGCAAAGAACAAGCAAACAAAAACCAACCCCAUCUUUCUGGAUUAAAACCAGUAGAUCUACACACAAGAAGCAAGUGCACCAUCAGCUGAAGGUCAGAAAGAGCGUGGCUCUACCUCCAAGCUAUCUCUUAGAUAUACGGAGGGCAAGAGAGAAAACAAACUAUUUUACUUACCAGGGAGGAGAUGCAGGGAGCCGUGUCCUUGUCCCGGUGUAAUUUUCUCUAAAUUCUGCCAGUUUUCAAACUCCUUUAAGGAAGAACAUUAAGCUACUGGAAUAGACCUCAUAUAGUUUAAUAAGCGAAUAACCAGAAAACCCAGAGUGGCUGAUGUAAAAAAAAUAAUCACUUCUUCCCUCUGCAGCACACUCAUUUCUUAUGUAUUGUUACAAAUUCAAUGCCGGGAGAGAUUGCAUCUCCAGAGCAGAAUUUGUUUUAAGGCUCAGAGAGGCCCUGCAGGAGCAGGGCUCUGCACGCAGGCUGUGUCCCAGCCUCAGCACCAAGAGCUGGGGGUAGGAACCAGGCCAUCUCUGUGCCUCCAAAGCAUCACACAUGCUAAUGACACUACAGCAAUAACGCUGCGAAUAGUGACAAAUAACGGAGUUGGACUACAGGAAGCAAUAGGUUUUAUACAUAAAAAUAUAUGGCUGGGUAUUUUAAAAUUCCUGGUGAAGAGGUAAAAUGAAGAGCAAAUGCUUACUUGAUGUACACAACUUGCAAAGUCUAUUUACCCUUCUUCCUGUAGUUUCAAAUGGAGUUGUUUCCGAGGCAACAGAGAGGUUAAAGUAGGCUGUAGCCUGUUUUUCUGUAUUUAAUGAGGCACCCCUUUCCAUUGCUGCUGCAGAAGGUAAGUAAACGCAUCCUGUAAUAAUUCAGAUUUAAAGGAGUGUUUGUGUGCACGGGCAGAGGACAGGCUGUAAACCCAUUGCUGGCUCAUUUCAAGGUGUGACUGGUAAAUCAAACAUAAAACAAUGUGUACUUUUAAAUCAUAACAUCAUGUUGGGUCGGUCGGAACUUUCACUGUGCAGCAGAUGUGAAUUAUAUGGGCGAACAGUUCAUUUUACUAACCAGAAUGCCGGUGGGGAAAGGAAAACAAAACAAAACAAAA
Oxyura jamaicensis (ruddy duck) is the source of this 5006-nucleotide messenger RNA. RefSeq names its product blood vessel epicardial substance (gene POPDC1). NCBI's taxonomy places the organism in Eukaryota, Metazoa, Chordata, Aves, Anseriformes, Anatidae. Gene Ontology annotation, molecular function: cAMP binding. Gene Ontology annotation, cellular component: sarcolemma. The coding region runs from base 354 to 1376 and encodes 340 amino acids. The record is from RefSeq and is a predicted model, not a curated record. The transcript is spliced from 9 exons.